GUUCUUCGGAUUAUGCAUGUAUUGUUAGUGUAAUUAAUACCAAAAAUGGAAAUACAGGAAUUACUGCAAAAUAUAGCCUUCAUUCAAAUGAUUCUAAAUGGGCAGAUAAUGAUGAUUAUGGUGUGAUAAAGUUUGAUUAUAAUGGUGGAUUACAAUAUAAAACAGGAUGCUUUGACUGGGGAUUAGAUCCACCUAAUCUAGUGAGAAUUGUUACAUUUGGAUAUCCAUUUGAUGGUGAAAUGAAUUGUUGGAGGUCCUUGGGUAAUGAAAAAUCAAAUUCAAAUAGUUUUGGAUAUUUAAUUGGUAUUAGAUCAUUUGAGGAUAUUGGUGAAGAUGGUGCUACAUUUUCAUAUAUAUUAAAUUUAACUCUUAUUAAUGAAUUAGCUUUGUAA
Molecule: messenger RNA, 392 nt
Organism: Dentiscutata erythropus
Lineage: Eukaryota; Fungi; Glomeromycota; Glomeromycetes; Diversisporales; Gigasporaceae
Source: the annotation of a GenBank genome assembly